Molecule: messenger RNA, 3816 nt
Organism: Salvelinus namaycush (lake trout)
Lineage: Eukaryota; Metazoa; Chordata; Actinopteri; Salmoniformes; Salmonidae
Product: rhotekin-like
Exons: 13
Coding region: 323-2308 (661 amino acids)
Biological process (GO): septin ring organization; mitotic cytokinesis; actomyosin contractile ring assembly
Cellular component (GO): actomyosin contractile ring
Source: RefSeq, a predicted model, not a curated record
AGAGAUCUGAACUGGGAUAGUGGAAAAGUUACGUCGCUCACCACAGCAGUGUCACACAAUAGUGGGCACACCGGGGAAUUUACAGCAGUCUAGGAAAGAUGCUGGAACGGAAGGAGCCUGUAAACGUUAAUAUAUGAAUAGUUUGUUCUUUGCGGUUGAGAAAUAAUUGUAAGAGUGAGUUGACAUAUUUGUGCCCUUUCGAUAAAUGUUGCAAUAGCUGCGCACCUGGAUAAGCUACUUUGAAAAGGAUCUUCACACUAGCGCUUUACCAAUACGACGUUUCAAACAGCAAGGUCAUUUUGAUUAGCACCAGAAGUUUGCAAUGUUUUGCCGAAAUCAAACAACAAGAGCCACGAUUGCCCGGGGUUCAGCCCUUGAAAUGGAGAUACGGAGAGGAAAAUUCAGACGAAGUGUUUUCUUGGACACUUUACAGGACAGUAACAUCCAGAAGAAGAUAGACCAUGAGAUCCGGAUGCGUGACGGGGCCUGUAAGCUGCUGGCUGCCUGCUCCCAGAGAGACCAGGCCCUAGAGGCCUCCAAGAGCCUGCUCACCUGCAACAUCCGCAUCAUGGCCUACAUGUCAGAGCUGCAGAGGAUGAAGGAGGCCCAGGUCAUGCAGAGGGUCGCACUAAGGUCAUCGGAUGCAGGGCCCACGGACGACAGACUACCCUGUAAAGGAAAGGUGGCCAUCUCAGACCUGCGGAUCCCUCUCAUGUGGAAAGACACAGAGUACUUCAAGAAUAAAGGAGAGCUGCAUCGGUGUGCAGUGUUCUGUCUGCUCCAGGUGGGGGCGGAGAUCCACGACACAGACAUGGUGAUAGUGGACCGGACACUCACCGACAUCUGCUUUGACAACACCAUAGUGUUCAGCGAGGCCAGCCCGGGAUUUGAGCUGCGCGUGGAGAUGUACAGCUGCUGUUCAGAGGAGGACUACUCGACAGGGAGCACGUCUCGGAAACUAGCCAGCAAACUGAGCAGCUCUCUGGGCCGUUCGGCAGGGAAGAAGCUCCGCGUCGCCAUGGACCCUGGAGCCUGCAGCCCCAUCAGCAACGGAGGAGGAGCCACGCUGCUGCUGCCUCUGCCCACAGUGGUGGGACCGAAGUACCAUCUCUUGGCCCACACCACCCUGUCACUGUCACACGUCCAGGACAGCUUCCGCACACAUGACCUCAGCAUCUCGGGCAACGAGGAGUGUUCACACUGGGUGCCUCUCUACGGCAAUGUGUGUUGUCGCCUGGCUGCCCAGCCUCACUGUAUGACCCAACAGAUGAUGAGCGGCUGCUUGAAGGUCAAGCAGUUUGGAGGUGACCCUCAGAGUUGGACAAACGUCUACGGCGUCCUUAAAGGGACAAACCUUUUCUGUUACCACCGGCAAGAGGAUGUAGAGGCUAACAUAGAGCCGGCUUUUACCAUUUCCAUCAAUAAGAAGACGAGAAUACGGGCGUCGGAGAAGGACCGCCACAAUAAGGCCCAGAGUAUCUGUAUCAGUAACCAUUAUGGAGGAGAGGAGGUGACACACACACUCUCAGCAGACAGUCGUGAAGACACACACCGCUGGAUGGAGGCCUUCUGGCAACAGUUCUAUGACAUGAGCCAAUGGAAGCAGUGCUGUGACGACUUAAUGAAGAUUGAGCUGCCAUCGCCCCGGAAACCAACCCUGGUCACAUCGAAACAGGGUUCUCUUUACCACGAAAUGGUUAUUGACACCUCUGAUGACAUCAGUACGGUGACGGACAUCCUGGCGCGGCGGAUGGAGGAGCUGGAGCUGAGGAGCCAGCUGGGGACCUCUCCUCCCUGGAUGUCCCUGUUCGAGGAGUCUCCUGGUUGCCCCCGCACCCACAACCGCCUCCCCCACAGCCCCCUGCGCUGCCCCCGGCCCGGCCUGCUCUCCUCAGAAGCCAGCCUGACCUCGGACAGCGACAGCCCCUGCAGCACCAGCCCUUGCUCCCGCUACAGUGGCUGGGCAGAGCCCCUCUCCCUCUCCUCCCCCUCCUCACACUUCCGCCCCCGCACCCUCUCCCUGGACGCCAAGCUCAGCACCCUCAGGGGCAGGGGGUAUGGAGGGGUGUUACAGUGCUCCUGUCAGCCCCCCUCCUCCUCCUCCCUUGCCCCCAUCCCAGCCCAAUGCGUCCCCCAGGCCACCCUGUCCUGCUCCAGCUCUACCUCCAGUAACAGCUCCAGCGAGGGCAGCCACAGCCCUGAGUUGUCAGACGGCACCCCUUUCUCACGCCCCUCUUCGGCCCGUCAGAGCCUCAGGAACUUGAGGGCUAAACUGGACCCCCGGAAUUGGCUCCAGAGCCAGGUAUAACCCAGCUCAGACCCCACUCAUCUAAACCACAGAGCCAGGUAUAACCCAGCUCAGACCCCACUCAUCUAAACCACAGAGCCAGGUAUAACCCAGCUCAGACCCCCAGAUCACCCAAGGUCCUGGUAAGAACUGACAGGAAGGAAGCCCCCACUUCCUCUCUGAUGAAAGGGCGUUGGUAUUAACUGGAAUGACUUCACUCUAAUGACAGGAGAAUUGUGAAUUGUCAGUGUAUGGGAAUGUUUAGUAUCUGAAUGUGGUCAGAGGGUUGUUGGUGUAACUUGUGAUCUAUUCAAAUGGCUAGACCCACUGUCGCCUGUAAUAGCAAUUAAAUCCUGCCAGAAAAAGUCCUCUGAAACUACUAAUACACUGAUUUGCUUAUUGCAUGAUAGUGCUCGAAGUCGAGGAAUGUGUUGUUUCAGAUCUUUAAACUUCUCAGAAAGUGAAUGAAUUUUGAAAGCUCAACUUAAUGCAACUGUGCUCCCAUUAAUUUACUGUGCUACUUGUUACUACUGUGAUAACAUCAGGGUCACUUCCUCGGCUGGGUUUCCAGAACUUCCCCUACAUUCAUUAACACAUUGUAGGCCUAAUACACAUCAACCAAUAUUUGAGUUCACCAGGACAUUCCGUUAAGAAACUGACAACAAUUAUUUGUACCAAUGUAUGGAGUAAUUAUAAUGAAUUGAAGGAAGCCUAAGGUAAUGUACUACAUAAUCACGAGAAGCCAUAUUAACUCCUGUGUUACACUGCCUCAUUCAAGUUCCGGGGUGCAAAUGUACUGACUGAAGAGCGUAGAACCUGGGAAUGUGCAUACAUGGGUGAAGAGUUUUGGAAUCCCACAACUCUGACCUCUUUGUUGAUUUAUAGCUUAGUUUGUGGUACUACAGUCAUAACGUUAUGCCCGGCAAACCGGUCUCAGAAUUCUGCUGCAAUAUGAUAUGAAACAUUGUAAUCGAUCAAAUAUGCAAUGCAGGAAAUAUUGAUCUCUAGAAAAUAUUGUGUUGUGUUUUUUGUCUUAAAAUAGUGUAGUCUUUCACCUAAUGCCAAGCAGCUGAUUGUAUUGGUUAAGUGAUGAGGUGGGCAGGGGUAGGUGUGUCCCUGGUCUGUGCAGUAAAGCCUAACAAUCCCUGUGCUUCUAAUGGACUUUCUAACAUGCCACUGUGUCCCAAGGGCUCACAGCUGGCUCACUCCUUUUUACUCAGAGUAAAACAACUGUACAUGCUUCAAAGUGGCAUUUGUUACUGUAAAGUUUUUUUAAUAAGUUAACAAAACUCUUCUUUUUCUUAUACAUUAUUACGUGAUUGAUUUUGUUAUAAAUACAGCUAUAUUGAUUUAUUUUAACAGAUUGCAUAUCUAUAACUGUGUCUAAUAGAUAACAUUGAAUGUUAACAAGAGUGUCUUGUGUUAGCAGACUGUCUGCAUGCACGUCAUCCUGGGGGAGAAAGAAAUAAGGACUCAGUCAUGUUUUAAAUAUUGUAUUAAACAUAACAAUAAUAAAUGGUGUAUCCAUU